Molecule: messenger RNA, 1017 nt
Organism: Rhizophagus irregularis DAOM 181602=DAOM 197198
Lineage: Eukaryota; Fungi; Glomeromycota; Glomeromycetes; Glomerales; Glomeraceae
Biological process (GO): steroid biosynthetic process
Molecular function (GO): 3-beta-hydroxy-Delta5-steroid dehydrogenase (NAD+) activity
Source: RefSeq, a predicted model, not a curated record
AUGGUAGAGAAUUAUUUAAUAAUUGGAGGAGAUGGAUUUGUUGGUAGAUGGGUAGUGGAAAUGUUAAUUAAAAGGGGAGAAACAUCAAUAACAGUAUUUGAUAUUGUUCAAAGGUAUUUUGAUAAAGAAAUAAAACAUUAUCAAGGAGACUUAUCAAACUAUGAUGAUAUUAGUGAUUGUAUAGAAAAAGAAAAUAUUACAGCCAUAAUUCAUACAGCUUCACCACCUCAUGAUGGUAAAUCUGAAGGAUUAUUUUGGGAAGUUAAUGUCGAAGGGACUAAAAAUGUUAUUGAGGCUUGCGUUAAAUUUGGUGUUAAGAAGUUAGUUUAUACAAGUAGUUCUAGCGUUGUUUAUGAUGGUUACUCUGAAUUAAUUAAUACUGACGAAACUGCUCCUUAUCCUGAAAAACAUAUGAACGUUUAUAAUGAAACUAAGGCAGCAGGAGAGAAACUUGUAUUAGAAGCGAACGGAAGGAAUGGUUUAUUAACUUGUGCACUUCGACCUUGUGGUAUUUUUGGACCAAAUGACAGGCAAGCAAUUCCAGGUUUUAUUAAAGUAAUGGAACAAGGACAAACGAAAUUUCAAAUAGGAAAUAAUGAGAAUUUCGUAGAUUGGACGUACGUGGAAAAUUGUGCUUACGCACAUAUUUUAGCUGUCGAUAAAUUAUCCGUAGAAAAUCAAACAGCAGGCGAAGCAUACUUUAUAACGAAUGGUACACCAGUUCCAUUUUGGGACUUAUGUAGGCUUAUAUGGGCACAGUUCAAUCAUUAUCCACCAUAUAUUUUAAAAUUUCCUAGUUCAUUUGGGUUCGUUAUCGCUUCACUUGCUGAAUUGGCAAGUUAUAUUACCGGUAAAGAACCCGGAUUUACUAGAUUUCGUGUUAGAUUUGCUACUACCAAUAGAUAUUUUAAUAUUAAUAAAGCUAGAAAUAGAUUAGGAUAUGAACCUUUGGUAGAUUUAGAAGAAGGAGUUAAAAGAGCUUGUCAACCCGUUCUUAAUUCACUUAAUAAUAACUAA